Penicillium nucicola is the source of this 1044-nucleotide messenger RNA. RefSeq lists its product as uncharacterized. Lineage: Eukaryota; Fungi; Ascomycota; Eurotiomycetes; Eurotiales; Aspergillaceae. The transcript has a single exon. Bases 1 to 1044 code for a protein of 347 amino acids. The record is from RefSeq and is a predicted model, not a curated record.
AUGAACCCUCAACUUCCAAAUUCCAGGGUAGGCAGGAAGCCUUUCCCAGCCCUCCGCCGACCGUCCUCUAUCUCCGGAUCCGCGGCUCCGCCCCCCACUCCACCCGAACCACCUACCCCACAACGCACCACUAAGAAAUUCUAUAUCUCGACCACCUAUUCCACCAUCGCAGCAAGAGCCCUGUCAUUCCGUGGACAAGUCCUGAGUGGCGUCGCACCACUUCAGCUGGCCAAGAAUGGCUUCUACUACGAGACCUUCUCCGGUGGUGGGCAGGCUUGCUGCUUUGCGUGUCAGUCAGCCAAACGCCUCAACAGCUUCACACACCUACCUUUUCAAAUGAUACAAGAACUACAUAAAACGGACUGCAUAUGGAAGGUCAUCUGCAGUGACUUGAAAGAACAUCUCGACUCCACCGACAUGCUCUCCUCUUCCACCGACAUUACCCCUCCGCCUCACCAGUCAGCUCCGAGCCCCUUUCUCUCCUCGAAGAGCGAACAACCCAAGAAGACUACCGACGCUAGUACACAAACACAAGCCAACCCAGCACAAAUUGUGCUUCCUACAGCAGAGGAAUGCUCUAACGACCCUUACGCUCACCCGCCCUCUACUACAACCGACCCAUCACGUUUACCUUCACCAACCCUCUCGCCUCAGCCUCCCCAUCCGACACCAACCACUACUACCAUACCCCUAAACCAUCAGCCAAGCUAUGCUUCGGUCCUCCAGCAACCCACCACGACUUCACCUCAACCGACUCCUACACCCCAAGAACCUGUCCCUCCCACUAGACCUAUACUCACAAUAGGAGAUCUUCACCGCCGAUUCUACAACAAACCAUCACCUUUCCAAAUCGAGUCGAAGACAAGGAAAUUCUCAGCUAGUCAAAUUAGCAACAAACCUGUGUCCGCAACAAAGUCGUUGUCCAAAUUCCUGAAUUCAGCAUUGCCGGCAUUUUCGCGCUUCUUAGCAGAGAUGCAGCCAAAUCCGAACACUCGUCGGUCUCAUUCGCAAAUUCAUUAUAGUCGCGCCAUGCAGGCAUCCUAG